This is a messenger RNA of Odocoileus virginianus texanus, 3980 nucleotides long. NCBI's taxonomy places the organism in Eukaryota, Metazoa, Chordata, Mammalia, Artiodactyla, Cervidae. The record is from RefSeq and is a predicted model, not a curated record.
AUGUCCCCACCUUUCCCCACAUUCCUUAGCUGGCUAAACCCCUUGUUUAAAAUUGGUAAUGAACGGAAAUUAAAACAAGAUGACUUGUACUCAGUGCUUCCAGAAGAUCGCUCCCAGCACCUUGGAGAAGAGCUGCAAGGGUACUGGGAUCGAGAAGUUUUGAGAACCAAGAAAGAUGCAGGGGAGCCUUCUUUAAUGAAAGCAAUCAUCAAGUGUUACUGGAAAUUCUAUUUCGUUUUGGGACUACUUACAUUUCUUGAGGAAGGCACCAAAGUAGUUCUGCCUGUAUUUUUGGGGAAAAUUAUUAGUUAUGUUGAAAACUAUGAUCCUGCCAAUUCUGCCGCUUUACACGAAGCCUAUGGCUAUGCAGCAGGGCUGAGCGCCUGCGUGCUCGUGUGGGCUGUUCUGCACCACAUGUACUUCUAUCAUAUUCAGCGUGUGGGGAUGAGGCUGAGAGUAGCUGUGUGCCAUAUGAUCUACCGCAAGACCCUUCGCCUGAGCAGCUCGGCCAUGGGGAAGACCACCACAGGCCAGAUAGUCAACCUGCUGUCCAACGAUGUGAGCAGGUUUGACCAGGUUACAAUAUUCUUGCACUAUCUGUGGGUGGUACCACUGCAGGCUAUCGCAGUGACCACUCUGCUCUGGAUGGAAAUUGGAAUAUCGUGUCUUGCUGGGAUGGCGGUUCUCAUUAUUCUUUUGCUUUUGCAAAGCUGCUUCGGGAUGUUGUUUUCAUCACUCCGGAGUAAGACUGCAGCUCUCACGGAUGACAGGAUCAGGACCAUGAGUGAGGUCAUAACUGGCAUCAGAACAAUAAAAAUUAAUGCUUGGGAAAAGUCAUUUAUAGACCUUAUUACCAGACUGAGAAGGGAGGAAAUUUCCAAGAUUCUGAAAAGUUCCUACCUUAGGGGCAUGAAUUUGGCAUCAUUUUUCGCUGUCAGCAAAAUUAUGAUUUUUGUCACCUUCAUCACCAAUGAGCUCCUUGACAACCAUGUCACAGCCAGCCAAGUGUUUGUGGUGGUGACGUUGUUCGAGGCUCUGCGGUUCUCAAGCACCCUCUACUUCCCCAUGGCCGUCGAGAAGGUGUCAGAGGCUGUCAUCAGCAUCCGAAGAAUCAAGGAUUUUUUAUCACUUGAUGAAAUACCACAGCUUAACACUCAGCUGCCGUCAGGUGGUGAAAUGAUGGUGGACAUGCAAGAUUUCACUGCUUUUUGGGAUGAGAAAUCGGAAUCACCAACCCUAAAAGGCCUUUCGUUUACCAUCAGACCGGGUGAACUGUUGACUGUGGUCGGACCUGUGGGAGCAGGAAAAUCAUCACUGUUACGUGCUCUACUGGGGGAGCUGCCCCCGAGCCAGGGGAAGGUCAGCGUGCAUGGGAGGAUCGCAUAUGUUUCUCAGCAGCCCUGGAUGUUUCCAGGAACUGUGAGAAGUAAUAUUUUAUUUGGGAAGAAAUAUGAAGAAGACCGAUAUGAAGAAGUAAUAAAUGCUUGUGCUUUGAAAGAGGAUUUGCAGAAUUUGAAGGAAGGAGAUCUAACUGUGACAGGAGAAGGAGGAACCCCCCUGAGUGAAGGACAGAAAGCCCGGGUCAGCCUCGCCAGAGCCGUCUAUCAAGAUGCAGACAUCUACCUCCUGGACGAUCCACUCAGCGCAGUAGAUGCAGGAGUCAGCAGACUCUUGUUCGAACAUUGUAUUCGUCAGGCCUUGAAGGAGAAGAUCAUAAUCUUAGUGACUCAUCAGCUGCAGUACCUGAAAGAUGCAAGUCAGAUUCUGAUACUGAGAGAUGGCAAAACAAUGAAAAGGGGGACUUACUCUGAGUUCCUGAAAUCCGGGGUAGACAUUUUUUCCUUUUUUGAGAAGGGGAAUGAACAGCCUGAACUAUCUCCAGGUCCAGGAACUCCCACUCUGAUCUCCGAAUCUUUGGGUCAGUCUCUCCAGUCUCCCAGACCCUCAUUGAAAGAUGUGGCUCCAGAAGACCAAGAUACUGAGAAUAUACAGGUUACACUACCUCUCGAGGACCAUUUGGAAGGAAAAGUUGGUUUUAAGACCUAUGAGAAUUAUUUCACAGCUGGUGCUGACUGGCCUGUCAUCAUCUUCCUUAUUCUAGUAAACUUUGCAGCUCAGGUCACCUACGCCCUGCAGGACUGGUGGCUUGCAUACUGGGCAAAUGUACAAAGUGACCUGUAUUCUGGGGCUUUAGUAAAAGAUGUCAAUGUGAUGCUUGUUCUGAACUGGUUCCUAGGAGUUUAUUCAGGGUUAACUGUAUCUACCGUCCUUCUUGGCAUCACAAGGUCUCUGUUGAUAUUCUACAUCCUUGUUAAUUCUUCACAAACUUUGCACAACAAAAUGUUGGAGACCAUUUUGAGAGUCCCAGUAUUGUUCUUCAAUAGAAAUCCAAUAGGAAGAAUUCUGAAUCGUUUCUCCAAAGACAUUGGGCAUAUGGAUGACUUACUGCCCCUGAUAUUUCAAGAUUUCAUCCAGACGUUUCUACUUGUGAUUGGUGUGGUGGGUGUGAUGGUGGCUACGAUUCCUUGGAUGGCUAUACCUGUGAUUCCCCUUGGCAUCAUUUUCUUUGUUCUCCAGCGAUAUUUCUUACAGACGUCACGAGAUGUGAAACGCCUGGAAUCCACAACACGGAGCCCAGUGUUUUCCCACUUAGCAUCUUCUCUUCGGGGACUCUGGACCAUCCGGGCAUACAAAGCCGAACAGAGGUUUCAGGAAGUGUUCGACGCAUGCCAGGACUUGCACUCAGAGGCUUGGUUCCUGCUUUUGACGACGUCCCGAUGGCUCGCUGUGUAUCUAGAUGUAGUCUGUGCCAUCUUUGUCACUGUUGUUGCCUUUGGGGCCCUGAUUCUGGCAGAAAGUUUGAACCCCGGGGAGGUUGGCCUGGUGCUCUCUCUUGCCCUCACACUCAUACUCACGGGGAUGUUCCAGUGUUGUGUCAGGCAAAGCAUCGAAGCUGAAAAUAUGAUGAUUUCAGUAGAAAGGGGGAUUGAAUAUACAGAGUGUGAGAAAGAAGCGCCCUGGGAAUACAACUUUCGACCACCACCAGCCUGGCCCUAUGGAGGAGAGAUUGACUUUUACCAUGUGAACUUCAGAUACAGCUUAGAUGAGCCUCUGGUAUUGAAGGACCUGAUACCACACAUAUUCGCAAGUGAAAAGGUUGGCAUUGUGGGAAGAACAGGAGCUGGAAAAAGUUCUGUCAUCGCUGCCCUUCUUAGAUUGUCAGAGCCUGGAGGUAAUAUUCUGGUUGAUAACAUCUGGACAGAUGAUAUUGGACUUCACGAUUUAAGGAAGAAAAUGACAGUUGCACCUCAGGAACCUGUUUUAUUUACUGGAACAAUAAGGAAAAAUCUGGAUCCCUUUAACGAUCAUAUGGAUGUGGAACUGUGGAAUGUUUUAGAAGAGGUGCAACUUAAAGAAGCCAUUGAAGGUCUUCCUGGUAAAAUGAAUACUGAGUUAGCAGAAUCUGGAUUGAACUUGAGUUCUGGACAGAGACAGUUGGUGUGUCUUGCCAGGGCUAUCCUCAGGAAAAAUCAGAUAUUGAUUAUUGACAAAGCCACAUCGAAUGUGGAUCCAAGAACUGAUGAGUUAAUACAAAAAAAAAUUCGUGAGAAAUUUGCCCAGUGCACUGUGCUAACCAUCACACACAGGUUGAGCAAUGUCAUUGACUGCACACGGAUAAUGGUUUUGGAUUCAGGGAUAUGGGAAGAAGACGAUAACCCGUAUGCUUUGCUGCAAAAUAGAGACAAACUAUUUUAUAAGAUGGUACAACAACUGGGUGAGACCGAGGCUGCUGCCCUCACUGAAAGGGCAAAACAGGUGCACUCUGAAAGGAAAUAGCCAGAUAUUACAGUGAAUGUGAUUCUGAAUAUUUCCAGUGGACAGCCCUCAUCCUCAACAAUUUUUGAGUCAAUGUUCUGUUUCUACCAUGAGUUCGUGUCUAUUCCAAAGGCAUUUUUCCAAUAGGUUUUUGCGCUGCAUAA